AUGGAUCCCAACCAAAACUCUUCUAAUAAUAUCCAAAACCCUUCAAACAACCCUUUUAACUAUCCGAAUCCCAACAACUAUCCAUUCCAAAAUCCGUUUCCUAACCCCAACCAACCCCAAAACAUACCAAAUUAUGGUUUUCCACCAAGUUUUUUCACGCCGUCGGCUGUUCCAAACUACCAUCCAUAUUAUGGUUCGUCGAUGUCAUAUUCAUCUCAACCACCCACUUAUUCUUCUACUCCAACGGAUAAGGAAAUUGCUUCGAAUGUUGGAGCAACUGAAUUUCUCGAGUUUUCUACACAAAUGACUCUUGGUGGUAUAAGUGGGGUUAAUAAAGCAACUCUUGGUGCAGACAGUUCAGCCUCUGCUACCCGAAAAAGCGUGAAAUGGACAACUGAGCAAAAUUUGGUGCUAUUGAAUGGAUAUAUCAAAUAUGGAACAAACAUCGUUGUUGGCAGAAACCAGAAAAGUGAAUCAUUUUGGGGCAAAAUUGCUGAGUAUUGUAAUGAGCAUUGCUCAUUUGAUCCUCCGCGUGGUGAAGUUUCAUGCAGAAAUCAUUACAACUACAUGAACCAAAAAUUGUCAAAAUGGAUUGGCGCUUACGAUAACGCUAAGCGUAUGCAACAAAGUGGGUGGUCGGAGCAAGAUGUAUUGGCGAAAGCGCAAGAAAUCUAUUCAGGUGGUGGUACCGGAAAUUUCAAUUUAAUGAAAGAAUGGAUCGCUGUCCGUGAUCAACCACGUUAUUGUAGUCAAGUUGGAGGGAAUAGUGGCGAAAUGUACCACAUCCAUGCGAAUGUUAGAAUGUUCCGUGGUUAG
This is a messenger RNA of Brassica rapa (field mustard), 816 nucleotides long. RefSeq names its product glutathione S-transferase T3-like. Lineage: Eukaryota; Viridiplantae; Streptophyta; Magnoliopsida; Brassicales; Brassicaceae. The record is from RefSeq and is a predicted model, not a curated record.